Molecule: messenger RNA, 2479 nt
Organism: Drosophila navojoa
Lineage: Eukaryota; Metazoa; Arthropoda; Insecta; Diptera; Drosophilidae
Gene: Drak
Product: Death-associated protein kinase related
Biological process (GO): intracellular signal transduction; protein phosphorylation; positive regulation of apoptotic process
Cellular component (GO): nucleus
Molecular function (GO): protein serine/threonine kinase activity; ATP binding
Source: RefSeq, a predicted model, not a curated record
AUGCCCGAAGGCUUCUGGCACCACAUUGCCACGCCCCAAGUGGGCAAUUCCAACCAAUAUGCUGCCCUACACAAUCUGAUCCGGUUUGCUGGCCAAAAUCUAAAUGGGGAAAAAAUAAAAAUAAAAGAAAAAGAAAAAAAAUCUGAAACUAAUCCGUUCUCGUUUCUCUCGUUCCAUUGCAGGGGCAAAUUUGCGGCAGUUCGUCGGGCGAUACACAAGAAUUCCGGUUCGCAAUUCGCUGCCAAAUUCCUAAAGCGACGCCGACGCGCCCAAAGCAGCGACAAGGAGAUCAAGCACGAGAUCGCCGUCCUGAUGCUCUGCAAGGGCGAGGACAACAUUGUCAACCUGAACGCUGUGCACGAGACGCGCUCCGACACGGCGCUGCUACUGGAGCUGGCCACUGGCGGCGAGCUGCAAACGAUAUUGGACAACGAGGAGUGCCUCAGCGAGGCGCAGGCGCGCCAUUGCAUGCGCGAAACGCUCAAGGCUCUCAAGUUCUUGCAUGAUCGCUCCAUAGCCCACUUGGAUCUGAAGCCGCAGAAUAUUCUGCUGACUGGCGAGCGUAUUGAGGAUGGCCUCAAGCUGUGCGAUUUCGGCAUCUCGCGCGUCGUCUGCGAGGGCAUCAAUGUGCGCGAGAUGGCCGGCACUCCGGACUACGUGGCACCGGAGGUGCUGCAGUACGAGCCCCUGUCGCUGCUGACGGACAUCUGGUCGGUGGGCGUGUUGGCCUACGUGCUGCUCUCGGGCUUCUCGCCCUUUGGCGGCGAUACCAAGCAGGAGACCUUCCUCAAUAUCUCACAGUGCGCCCUGACCUUUCCCGACAAUCUCUUUGGCGGCGUCUCCCAGGCGGCGAUUGAUUUCAUACGUCGCGCAUUGCGAAUUAAGCCAAACGAUCGCAUGAAUGCCGCUGGCUGCCUGGAGCACGUCUGGCUAAAGGACGAAUGCUCCUUGAAUAGGCAAAUCUACUUGCAGGCACAGCACGAUGCCGACUUUGUGCAGGAUGACGAGGACGAGGAUGAGGACGAUGAUGAUGAGGACGAGGAGGAGGAAGAUGAUGAAGCCGUGGAAAAUGUUUCACAGCAACAGCAGCAGCAACAGCAACAGCAGCAACAAAACGGCACAACAGCAGCAACAGCAGCAGCAGCAACGGCAGCAACAACAGCUGGCGCUGCCACAGGAAGCAACAAGGGCACGCACAAUGGGCACAGAGCACACGCCAGCUCGAAGAUACCAAUCGCCACCAGCCACAAGCUGAGCCCCAGCACAGAGACCACAACGGCCAUACACACACUGCCCCAGGCGCUGACCUUGUCGCUGGCGACAACAAACGCAACGAAGCCCACACAGAUUGUGACACCGACGCGACGCGCCUCGGACUCGGACAAGGAGAACACGUACACGGCGACGUUUGUGAAGAAGCCGAUGGCCAGCACGGCCACCAUACAGAUCGGCAGCAAUGGGCUGGAGGAGACGACAGUGAUUGCCACGCUGGCGCUGUUCCCGGAUGCGCCGACCACGCCCAAAGUCAUACGCAAGACACCCGCCACGGAGGCCAGCUCAGCGACCUCGGUCAAGGCCCUGGUCAAGAAGUUUCAGCUGGACGAGCUCGAGGCGCACAGCAACAGCAGCAGCUCCAAUGGCAAUCUGGCGUCCACAGUGACGCAGCUGCAGCUGCAGCAGCCACGCAAGUGCUCAGUGCCCAGCAUUGCGAUGCCACCGACCAGCAACAGCAACAGCAGCAAUAUGCGUCGCAGUGUUAGCGGCAGCAGCAGCAGCAACAACAGCAACAGUUGCAACAAUGUGCGACGUGCCUCAGAGCCACUAACCGCUGUGCACAAGAAGCAACACAGCAGCAGCAGCAGCUGCAGCAGCCCCAACUCAAUUUCCAACAGCAACAGUAAUACCAACAGCAGCAGCAGCAGCAGCAGCAGCAGUAACAAUCCCAGUGGCAGCAGCAGCAGCAGUGGCGGCAGCGCAGGUGGCAGCAGCUCGGCGCUGCUGCUGAAUGGACGAAUGCCAACGACAGCGACGGCAGCGGCACAUCAUUUGCAUCAUCAUCGUAUGCACCAUCACCGUCAUCAUCAUCAUCAUCAUGUGAUGGCCGCCAAGAAUGCCGCCGCCGCCGCCACCAACAACCUGAGCUUGGACCAGGGCAUCAUCUGUUAGCUAAGGGCCGAACGUGUGCGCCGCAAUGCCAAAAGUUUCUUUCACCGCUUCCUUUGCUGCAUGUAGCAGUGCCUGAACGUGUAGGCGUGGUCGGCGCCCUAGCUGCCCUAGCGUGCCCGCAUCCGACAGGAUCAAACAGCAAACGGACCGGGCGCCAGGAUAAGUUCAGGGAGCCAAGCGAGCAGUUGCCAGCCAAUUGCCAAAAUUGUCGACGUCUACGCGUGUGUUGCGGGAAGUUUUGUUUGAUUUUGAGUUUCUUAGUUAAUGUUAUUAGCCUCUAGUUGAUCUAAAUAAAAGAAGAAUAAGCUACACA